GAGAAGGGUAAAAACGGAACUGCAGAAGAUGAAACGGCAGAGGAUGACAUAAAUACCCCCAAACCCUAGAAGGUUGUCUCUGUUGCUUCAUGUUCCAUAGUCGAAGCGACCCUUUUACCCCUCUCAUCUCCCAUUCUUCUAAACCAUUGCCCUUCUGAUUCCAAGGUUUCACUACCCACAGAAAGCUUUCAAUUUUGGAGAUUAUUUGGAUCUGGGAUUUCGGAAUUUGUUCUGGGGGUGUUAUUGAUAUUUUGGGGGAUUCUGUUCUCCACUGUUCCUCAGUUUGUGACAGAAGCAUCUUUGUUUAUGUAAAAGUGGUGAAUUUGUGAUGGCAAACCAUGGUUUAGUUCUUGGUCAAAGUCGUGAUCCGUCGUCCGUGCCAAUUCGCCAUUUGGGAUUAGACCAUACCGAUGAUCGUGAUGCUGUUCAUGAAUUAGGUUCUGACCAGAUUCAGGGUGUGGAUAUGGGAUGUAAACAAGAUAAUCAAGGACUGGACCAGAGUCAGAUACAGGAGCAUGACAUGGCUUCUCAAUCUCAACUUCAACAACUAGAGCAUGCUCAGAGUGUUAAGGAAAAUGGUGAUAAGUUGGAUGCAGAUGAUCAGGCUCAUGAGGACCAUGCUGAUUCUGAUAACCAUGAUAAUAGAUUGGCUUCGAGUGAUGAGGCAUUUGAGUUGAACUUAUCAGAUCCAGAUAAUCUUCAACUAGCUGUUAUUGAGGAUCAUGAUGAUCUUCAUGAGAAGUUAGAGUUUUCCUUGGUUGAAAAUGAGGAAAUGGAUGAUCGACAAGUCUCAGAUAUGAUUGAUGAGCAAACAAUGGAUUCGGUUUGCACUCCUCCUGUCCUUCAGUCGCGAGCCCUUGAUCCUUCUUAUAACCAUCAACUGUUCGUGGGGCAACAGUUUCCUGAUGUUCAUAGCUGCCGUAGAGCAAUGAGGGAGGCAGCCAUUGCUCUUCGCUUUGAGAUGCAGACGGUCAAAUCAGACAAGGUUCGUUUCACUGCCAAAUGUGCAAGUAAAGGAUGCUCUUGGAGAAUUCAUGCUGCAAAGCUCCCUGGUGUUCCUACCUUCACAAUCAGGACCAUCCGCGGGGAACAUACUUGUGCAGGAAUUACCCAUCUAGGUCAUCAGCAGGCCACAGUGCAAUGGGUUGCUAAUUCUGUGGAAAGACAACUUAGGGAAAAUCCUGAUUGCAAGCCAAAAGAGAUACUAGAACAGAUCCACCGAGAUCACGGGAUUGCCUUAUCAUAUAAACAGGCAUGGAGGGGAAAGGAACGGAUCAUGGCUGCUGUUAGGGGCUCAUUUGAAGAAGAUUAUCGCCUACUGCCACAGUACUGUGAUCAACUCAAAAGGUCAAAUCCUGGAAGCAUUGCAAUGGUUAAUGGAAAUCCUUCUGAUGGCUGUUUCCAAAGCCUAUUUAUAUCAUUUCAAGCAUCAAUUUAUGGGUUUUUGAAUGCUUGCCGUCCCCUUAUUGGACUUGACUCUGUUCCCCUUAAAAGUAAGUAUCUUGGAACUUUGCUUCUAGCUAUAAGUUUUGAUGGAGAUGGUGGUCUUUAUCCCCUAGCAUUUGGGGUGGUAGGUGAAGAAACUGAUGAUAACUGGAUGUGGUUCCUAUCUGAGUUGCACACUCUACUUGAAACUAAUGCUGAGAACAUGCCAAGACUUUCAAUUUUGUCCAGUAGACAGAAAGGUAUUGUGGAUGGAGUAGAUAUGAACUUCCCCACUGCUUUUCAUGGGUUCUGCAUGCAUUACUUGAGUGAAAAUUUCCUGAAAGAAUUCAGCAAUGAAGUUCUGAGCAACAUUCUCUGGGAAGCUGCUUGUUCCCUCACUGCCAUCGAUUUCGAAACCAAAAUCCUCGAGAUAGAGGAGAUUUCAGAGGAAGCAGCAGCAUGGAUUCGAAGAUUCCCUCCUCAAUUAUGGGCCGCAGCAUAUUUUGAAGGAAGCAGGUUUGGCCAACUAACAGCAAAUAUGGUUGAAUCUCUGAAUUCUCUGAUAGCUGAAGCCUCAGGACUGCCAAUCAUUCAAAUGAUGGAGUGCAUCCGCAGGCAACUAAUGACACUCUUCAACGAGCGGCGUGAAGCGAGUAUGCAGUGGUCGAGCAUCUUGGUCCCUUCUGCUGAGAUGGCGGUGUCAGAGGCGAUAGGACAUGCACAAAUGUACCAGGUGGUACGAGCAACUGAAGCUGAAUUUGAAGUUUUGUGCCCUUCAGAUUCAGGGAGAAACAUAGUGGACAUUCGCACACGGUGCUGCACAUGUUAUGGAUGGCAAAAGUGUGGUCUGCCAUGUUCUCAUGCUGUGGCGGUUCUCCUCGCGUGCCGGCAGAACGUGCAUCGAUUCACUGAAAGUUACUUCACUGUGACGAGCUAUCGCAAAGCAUAUUCACAAACCAUACACCCCAUUCCAGACAGAACCAUGUGGAACAAGUUAAUUGGGUAUGAAUACGAUAGUGGUGAUGCUAGUACAGCUAUGGAGGUUGUCAUAACUCCACCAAAGUCUAUGACACCACCGGCAAAGCCUAGGAAAAGGAGAGCUUCUGCUGCUCAAGAUAGUGGAGGUCGAACGAAGCGUGUUGUGCAUUGCAGCCGCUGCAACCAGCCUGGUCAUUUUCGAAGUACAUGUACUGUCCCUAUGUAAAUUAAGUAUAUACAGCAUAGGAUACAAUGUCUUAUACUUGCAGUAUUCCGGCAUAGGUCUGGUUUAGUAUUAAGAUUAGAUUAUGAUUAGACAGAUGCACAUUCUUUACUAGUUCAGAUACAAUCGUGCGCUUCUUUUUGGUUCUGGAAGAAACUAGUGAUUAUAGAUUAUACUACAUGCAACAUUUUUAUCUC
Lotus japonicus is the source of this 2823-nucleotide messenger RNA. RefSeq lists its product as uncharacterized. Bases 329 to 2629 code for a protein of 766 amino acids. The record is from RefSeq and is a predicted model, not a curated record. The transcript is spliced from 3 exons. Lineage: Eukaryota; Viridiplantae; Streptophyta; Magnoliopsida; Fabales; Fabaceae. Gene Ontology annotation, molecular function: zinc ion binding.